AUGGCCCAUCCCAAGUUGAUAGCUUAUGCAUUGUUGGUUUUGCUUCUUGUGGAUCUUGCUUUUGCUGCUAGACUUGGGAAGGUUGCCAUUGGCGCAGGAGGAGGAGGACGUGGUGGGAAGGGGCGCGGUUCAGGUUCUGGUUAUGGUUCGGGGAGUGGCUCUGGACAGGGUAAUUAUGACGAGGGACAUGUAACCGGGGGAGGGGGAGGUGGAGGUGGAGGUGGAAGUGGUGGUGGUGGUGGUGGUGGAGGCUCAGAGUUUGGUAAUGGUUCAGGAUACGGAUAUGGAUCUGGUUACGGCUCAGGCUAUGGCUCAGGAACAGGAAAGGGAGGAGGUGGUGGAGGAGGUGGUGGCAGAGGUGGAGGAGGAGGCGGAGGUAGUGGAGGAAGUGGUUCAGGCUACGGAAGCGGCAGUGGUUCAGGAUAUGGAAGUGGUGGUGGGAGAGGAGGAGGCGGAGGAGGUGGUGGUGGUGGUGGAGGCGGUGGAGGUGGAGGUGGAGGUCAUGGUGGUGGUUCUGGAUAUGGCUCAGGUUAUGGGUCUGGUUAUGGAUCAGGAUAUGGUGGCGGUGACGGAAGCGAGGAGCCAUGAACUACUGCAAAUGCAUAGGACCAUCUCCUUCAUACUACCAUUCCAUCAUCAACAUCUGUAAUUGCAAAAAUAAGUUGCAUGCUUGUCUUAUUUGCAUGUAGGUAUUCUAAAAUACUUGUGAUAUCAUUCUGUACUACUAUUACUCUAUCAUUUGAAUAACUUUUUGGCA
Molecule: messenger RNA, 757 nt
Organism: Coffea arabica (coffee)
Lineage: Eukaryota; Viridiplantae; Streptophyta; Magnoliopsida; Gentianales; Rubiaceae
Source: RefSeq, a predicted model, not a curated record